Trichobilharzia regenti is the source of this 1233-nucleotide messenger RNA. The record is from the annotation of a GenBank genome assembly. NCBI's taxonomy places the organism in Eukaryota, Metazoa, Platyhelminthes, Trematoda, Strigeidida, Schistosomatidae.
AUGAUCGCAGCUGAUAUAAAUAUUUUGCAAUCAAAGUUUACCACCCUCUUCAAAACCUCUAGAAAUCGAGUGCAUUUAGCAUUUUUGCAACAGUUUAGCAAUGCCGUUAAUUCAUUCCAACAUGAAUGCCAGUCAGUAUUAAAAGAAUUCGAAUUGAGAACAAUAAACUUCUUGGUGGUCAGAAAUGUGCACAAAUGUUCAUGUAAUACGAAAAUUGGUUUAUGGAUUGAAGAAAUAAAUGAUUUUAUCUAUAAAUUUGAAGACUUAAAAAGGUCUCUUGCUAUUCUACAAAGUAUUUUUGAAUCGUCAUGCAGGCUUGUAUAUCAUGUGUACCAUGAUAAUCAUUUUUCAUUUGAAUACGCUCAAGAUGAAAAACUGACGUAUCUAUUAGACAGAUUGAAAAGCCUGACAGGAUGGUUAAAUCUGGCAGCUACGGGGAAUGAUAAUUCUAAGCCGACUGGAGUCAAUGCACACGAUGUUAAAUAUCGUUUUAAGUAUUCGACUUUGAUAGAAGCCUUAGAUUUACAUCGUGAUUGUUACCAGUCUUCCUACUGUCCAAUACCAAUUAAUGAAAAGUGUCCGUCGAUACAGAAUUUACAAUGUGUUCAUUACACUGAUAGAAAUGUGCACAAAUGUUCAUGUAAUACGAAAAUUGGUUUAUGGAUUGAAGAAAUAAAUGAUUUUAUCUAUAAAUUUGAAGACUUAAAAAGGUCUCUUGCUAUUCUACAAAGUAUUUUUGAAUCGUCAUGCAGGCUUGUAUAUCAUGUGUACCAUGAUAAUCAUUUUUCAUUUGAAUACGCUCAAGAUGAAAAACUGACGUAUCUAUUAGACAGAUUGAAAAGCCUGACAGGAUGGUUAAAUCUGGCAGCUACGGGGAAUGAUAAUUCUAAGCCGACUGGAGUCAAUGCACACGAUGUUAAAUAUCGUUUUAAGUAUUCGACUUUGAUAGAAGCCUUAGAUUUACAUCGUGAUUGUUACCAGUCCUCCUACUGUCCAAUACCAAUUAAUGAAAAGUGUCUGUCGAUACAGAAUUUACAAUGUGUUCAUUACACUGAUAGGCGAUGCAAUCGAAUAAUUUACAAUCUAUUACAACAGUUAUUAUCCUAUCCAACUGCAUUGAGCGUUUUCAAUUCAAACAAGGAGUGUCUCAGUGAAAUGUACAAUAAUCUAAGCAUUAUGAUAAAAUAUGCAAAUGACAAGAGUAUUAUCGCGUAUAAAUUUCAUGCGACAUAA